Messenger RNA from Perkinsus marinus ATCC 50983, 153 nucleotides. RefSeq lists its product as hypothetical. The annotation marks the transcript as partial. The record is from RefSeq and is a predicted model, not a curated record. Lineage: Eukaryota; Perkinsozoa; Perkinsida; Perkinsidae. The transcript has a single exon.
GUGCCAGUUGAUAUGUUCCCUCACACGUACCACUGCGAGGCGAUGCUUCUGCUCGACCGCGAGCCGCUGGACGCUGUAUUCGACCAAUCCUGGCCUGGGUCCCCGACAGCCCCUACACCAUCGCUGGGGGACUCAUCGGUGGCACCUGAUGCU